AUGGCUUAUCAGAGCCCUCCGGAAACACCAUCUUCCUCGGGCACUCACACCCCGACACACUCCUCCACCACCCCAUCGCUCUCGAAUUCCAUGAUCACGACCAUGUGGUCUGGCUUAAUCCGCCGCUUCUCCUCAGAUAUUCCCGAGUCCCAUCCUUAUAACGGCUACUCGCAAGAGUCAUCACAUCUCGCCCAUGCGCACACCGAGCCCGCUGGCGGGGUCGCUUUCAAGGAUGGCGUCCACGGCGUCUUCGUCCCCUCCCACAUCAAACGCACCGCGAGUCCCUUCCGCCCCCCGCCCCUCGAUCCCAUCGUCCUGCAUGGCUUCAAGGACAGCACGCCGCCGAGUGCCCGGUUACUGAGCCAUGGCGUGGCCGAGGAGAUCCGCAUCAUGCUGCCCGAGAGGCUGCGAAUCAUGGAGGAUUGGAAUUUGAUUUACAGCCUGGAGCAAGACGGCGCCAGCCUGGCGACGCUGUACCAGAAGGCAGCCGACUAUCAGGGUCGGCGCGUCGGAUUCGUGCUAGUUGUUAGAGACGAUGCCGGGGGCACAUUCGGCGCCUACCUCUCCGAGUACCCCCAUCCAGCGCCCAAAUACUUCGGCAACGGGGAAUGUUUCCUCUGGCGAGCCUCUAUCCUCACGCCCCUUCCUCCACCGCCGUCUGCCGACACAACGAACCUCACGCGUAUCACCACCGUGGCUAGCCCGACCCGCUCUGCUUUCCCCAAUAGUGACAGGCCGACACCGUCCCCGGCCCCGAGCGAGUCUAUCCGCUUCAAGGCGUUUCCCUACUCGGGUAUUAAUGACUACUACAUCAACUGCGAAACGGGUUUCCUCAGCGUCGGCGCCGGCGAUGGCCAUUACGGCCUGUGGCUAGACGACAGUCUCAACCGCGGCCACAGCGGUUGCAGCCAGACCUUUGGCAAUGAGCCCCUGAGCGACGAAGGGGAGAAGUUUGGCGUGCUGGGCGUUGAGUUAUGGGUGCUUGGAGCUUGA
Molecule: messenger RNA, 993 nt
Organism: Colletotrichum graminicola M1.001
Lineage: Eukaryota; Fungi; Ascomycota; Sordariomycetes; Glomerellales; Glomerellaceae
Exons: 2
Coding region: 1-993 (330 amino acids)
Biological process (GO): response to oxidative stress
Cellular component (GO): nucleus
Source: RefSeq, a predicted model, not a curated record